This is a messenger RNA of Dimorphilus gyrociliatus, 1652 nucleotides long. Lineage: Eukaryota; Metazoa; Annelida; Polychaeta; Dinophilidae. The record is from the annotation of a GenBank genome assembly.
AGUUCAAGACAUAAACACAAGCGAGUUAACAUCAAAACAAAAUUGGACUAUAUUUUAACAAUUCUGAUAUAAUUUCCAAUGUAAUUAUGAGAAUUAAUUGAUGAAAAUUAUUUAAAUGCAUGUAUUUGAUUUGUAACUAUUGCAGAUUACGAAUAAAAAUGAGCUCCAUAGACUCUUUAGCUGUAAAUUUGAUUAGCGAACUGGUCACAUAUUUCUACCAGCAUUAUAUUUUUGCAACUGUAUUGUUCUUAAUUACCUAUUGGAUCUUGGUAUGCCUUUUAAAGCCUAGAAAUCUUCCCCCUGGACCCAUUAAUAUCCCUUUUUUCGGUGGCUCAUGGAUUUUGACAUCAAAUCCUUAUAACGAUUUCGAACGCCUAUGGAAAAAGUAUGGUAAUUUAGUGUCAGUUUACGUUGGAAAUAAAUUGAUGAUUUAUAUAUUUUCGAAACGAUUGAUAAAGGAAGUUUAUAUAUCAAGGGGAGAUGAUUUUCAGGCAAGAGUUACUGAAGACCUGCCCUUUGAAGAUGUUUUAUUCCAUCAACCAUAUGGUGAAGCGUGGAAAAAAUCUAAAAAAGUGAUUGUUCAAUUGCAUAAGAAAUUUAUUAUGAACAACAUCGAAAAUGAAGCUCUGAAAUCUUUAGAAGAUUUAUCCUGGGAAUUGCAACAAACUCAGUCAAAAUUGGUUAAUCCAAAAAAUCUGUUGAGACAAUUUCAUACUCAGAUAAUAUUUUCAUUAUAUUUUAAUGAAAGAAAACCAAUAGAUGAUACUGAAUUGAAAGAAGUUGGUAGUCUUAUGAGUCAAGUAUAUACUGCAACAAGCGUUCAUUACAAUAGCUGGGUACUCUUUGUGCCAUUUUCAUCGCUAAUUUUUAGAAGGGCUCUUAACAAACCGAGCGUUGUUGUUUCAAAGUUAAGAAGACAUUAUGAAGUUCGUUAUGAAGAACGACUAUCAAGAAUUGAGGGGAAAAAUCCAUCGGAAGCAAGUGACAUCAUGGAAGCCCUUAUGAUUGAACUUGGUGAUUUAACAAAAAUACAAAUAAUUGAUACAAUGAUUAUACUCUCAAUUGACGCUAUUCAUUCUCAAACUAUUGCCUUGCAAACCUGUUUACUAUAUUUGGCUUAUUAUCCAAAGCUUCAAGGAGAAAUUCAUGAUUUAUUAGAUAAAUCUACAGAUAAUCAACCUCCAAACCUUACCCAUCGUCAAGACUUAGUUUUGAUUGACGCACUAUAUUUGGAAACUCUUAGAACAGACGACAUUUUAAGCGAAAGUUCUAGUCAUCGACCUAUUAAAGAUACAACACUAGAAGGUUACAAUAUACCUAAAAAUGCUAUUUUAGUACCAGUUUCUUCCAGCAUUCAUUUUGACGAUGGAAUUUAUCCGAAUAGCGAGAAAUUUGAUCCAAAAAGAUUUAUUAAAGAUGGUAAAUUGUCUUUUAAGAGAGAUGAAUAUUUAUCAUUCGGAAUAGGUCCUAGAUCGUGUACCGGUGAACAAUUUUCAAGAACAGUAGUAUUUCUAACUAUUGCAAGAUUACUACAUCAAUUUCGAAUAAGUUUAUCAAUGAAAGAUUAUUUUAAUGAAAAGCAAUUGAAAACGACAGAAUAUUUUGAUAAUUCUCUCUUAGAUGUUAGUCUAGUUUUCAGUCCGAGGAGAUAG